UUAAAAGCCAUCAAUACAGAUCAGCGACCUAUAUAGGUUGAAUAACAGGAAGAAAACGAAGCGGUUUGCAAUUUGCGACCUCGUUUGUGCACUUCAAAGUCGAUUAGCAUAUUUGAUUAUUUGAAAAGGGUUCUGUUCAUAACCCCACAGGUAAGCUUGACUGGCAACACACCCACCAAUUUUUUAUUCCAUAAUUUCGUUAAACAACAGGCAAAGCGCAAAAAGGACUUAUUGAACGAUUACCAUCAAGGUGGUAUUCGUAGCGAUUGAUCUUAUCAAGUAGUCUGGGUAGUAAAGGGAUUAUCUUUAAUAAGCAAUUAAGGAUAUGGCGCUUCGGGCAUUCACUGGGAAUCUACAAUUCAAGACCUGUGAUCUCUUUGGCAAUGGUUCUUUAAAUUUCCUCCCAGUUCAGAGUACAAUUGUUCAUAUAAGGCCGUGGUCGAUUGAAGCAAGAGCUAGAACCAGAGUAGAAAGUCCAAAAGUUAGGAACAGAAGAUUGCAGAAAAAGUACAAUGGCACACAGAAGAAACCAAGGCUUUCGGUAUUCUGUUCAGAAAAACAAUUGUAUGCAAUGCUUGUUGAUGAUCAGAACAAAAAGUGCUUGUUUUAUGGCAGCACCCUGCAGCAAUCAAUUCGUUCAAUCCCUGGUACCACUAUUGAAGCAGCGCAACGUGUUGGUGAAGAGCUUGUUAAAACCUGUACUAAUCUGGGAAUUGAUGAAAUAUCGUCUUAUGAUCGUAAUGGUUUCUCCCGAGGAGCAAGGAUGGAAGCAUUUGAGAUUGCACUAUCUGGUCAUGGGUUUUUGUUUCGAUAGAAUUUCAUCUCACUUGGCCUAUUUGAGCCUGUUGGAAUAUAGAUGGUUGGCACAUUAUAAAAAAUGAUCAAAAUUUGUGCUUUUGUAGGCUCUAUUGACUUCUAUGUCACAGUGUGUCCAAAAUGGAUAUAUAGACAGUUCUGUGGUAGAACUACUUGACAGAUAAUGCUGUACUUUAUCAUAUAAUGUUACUAAAUGUUCAG
Molecule: messenger RNA, 1017 nt
Organism: Cynara cardunculus var. scolymus (artichoke)
Lineage: Eukaryota; Viridiplantae; Streptophyta; Magnoliopsida; Asterales; Asteraceae
Product: 50S ribosomal protein L18
Exons: 5
Coding region: 326-814 (162 amino acids)
Biological process (GO): translation
Cellular component (GO): ribosome
Molecular function (GO): 5S rRNA binding; structural constituent of ribosome
Source: RefSeq, a predicted model, not a curated record